This is a messenger RNA of Parus major (Great Tit), 4054 nucleotides long. RefSeq names its product ArfGAP with GTPase domain, ankyrin repeat and PH domain 3 (gene AGAP3). Lineage: Eukaryota; Metazoa; Chordata; Aves; Passeriformes; Paridae. The transcript is spliced from 18 exons. Bases 60 to 3005 code for a protein of 981 amino acids. Gene Ontology annotation, molecular function: GTP binding; GTPase activator activity; GTPase activity. Gene Ontology annotation, biological process: proteasome-mediated ubiquitin-dependent protein catabolic process. Gene Ontology annotation, cellular component: nucleus. The record is from RefSeq and is a predicted model, not a curated record.
AGAGUCCCGAGGGAGGGGGCGACGGCCCCGAUGAGGCGCAGCGGCCGCGCCCCAGCAGCAUGACCUUCCUGCCCACCGCCCGGCCGCCGCUCCCCGCCGACAGCCCUGGCUUCCUCCGGGGGGGCUCCCUGUGGGGCAGCCGCCGCUGGAACCUCUUCGGGGGCAGCGGCUGGAGCGGCUCCAGCCCCAGGAAGAACUUCAGCUCCCUGCGGAAAAGCUUCAGUUUCCGCCUGCGCCGGGGCCACGAGCUGCGGCGGUCGGAGUCUGGGGGGCUCCUGCGCCCCACGCGCCUCCGCACCAAGAGCGAGGGCGAUGCCAGCUCCCUGCACACCUGCCCCAGCAAGCGGGACUUGCUGUACCCAGAGCUGACCAGGGUCGGGGGCCGGCUGCACACCGACCCCGUGCAGACAGGGGGACUCUGGAAACUCCUCACGAGUCGCUUCCGAAGGCGAGAGCGUGGCAGCACUGGCAGCGUGUGCCCCAAAGACCCCCAUGGCAGUGUUGAGCCUGUCCUCCUGGGUGGGGGUCCUCUGCGGGCUCUGGAUUCAUUUGUGAACAGCCAGGAAUGGACCCUGAGUCGCUCGGUACCUGAGCUGAAGGUGGGCAUCGUGGGGAACCUGUCCAGUGGCAAGUCUGCCCUGGUGCACCGCUACCUGACCGGCACCUACGUGCAGGAGGAGUCUCCAGAGGGUGGCCGCUUUAAGAAGGAGAUCGUGGUGGAUGGUCAGAGCUACUUGCUGCUGAUUCGAGAUGAAGGGGGCCCCCCUGAGCUCCAGUUUGCUGCCUGGGUGGAUGCAGUGGUGUUUGUCUUCAGCCUGGAGGAUGAGAUCAGCUUCCAGACCGUCUACAACUACUACCUGCGGCUCUGCAGCUACCGGAACACAGCGGAGGUGCCGAUGGUGCUGGUGGGCACACAGGAUGCCAUCAGUGCCAGCAACCCCCGCGUCAUCGACGACUCCCGGGCACGGAAGCUCUCCAAUGAUUUGAAGCGCUGCACUUACUACGAGACCUGUGCUACCUACGGCCUGAACGUGGAGAGGGUCUUCCAGGACGUGGCUCAGAAGGUGGUGGCUCUCCGGAAGAAGCACCAGCUGUCCAUCGGCCCCUGCAAGUCCCUGCCCAACUCACCCAGCCACUCAUCUGUUUCUGCAGCCUCCAUUCCUUCUGUCCACAUCAACCAGGCCACCAACGGUGGAGGAGCCUUCAGUGACUACUCCUCCUCUGUGCCCUCCACCCCAAGCAUCAGCCAGCGGGAGCUGCGGAUUGAGACCAUCGCUGCCUCCAACACCCCCACCCCCAUCCGCAAGCAGUCCAAGCGGCGCUCCAACAUCUUCACGUCUCGGAAGGGCGCGGACCCGGAGCGCGACAAGAAGGUGCCGGAGUGUAAAGCGGACAGUAUUGGCAGCGGGCGGGCCAUUCCCAUGAAGCAGGGCAUUCUCCUCAAACGCAGUGGCAAGUCCCUCAACAAGGAGUGGAAGAAGAAGUAUGUGACACUGUGUGACAAUGGGGUCCUCACCUACCACCCCAGCCUGCACGAUUACAUGCAGAACGUCCAUGGGAAGGAGAUUGAUCUGCUGAGAACCACGGUGAAGGUGCCGGGCAAGCGGCUCCCCAGGGCCACAGCAGCAGCAGCAGCAGCAGCAGCAGCGCCCAGCGCCAGCCCCAAAGCCAACGGGCUGGCCAAGGAGCGGAGCAGCUCGCAGCUGGCAGGAGGAACAGGUGCUCCCCACUCGACCAGCAGCACCUCCCUGCACUCCGAGCGCUCCAUCAGUGGCAUCAACCUUGUGGGCUUCAGCUCCAAGCCAGACGGGAUGCACCAGCGCUCCUACUCUGUCUCCAGUGCAGACCAGUGGAACGAGGCUGUGGCCAUCCCUGGCAGCUGCCCCAACCCCGCUAACGGUACUGCCGACUCACUCAGCUCCAGCCCAAACAUUUCCAGUGCCGCCAGCCCAAAGCUGGAACCGCCUCCGUCACCACAUGCCAACAGGAAAAAGCAUCGCAGGAAAAAGAGCACAGGGACAACUCGGCUUGAUGGCCCCAGCACGGCAGCAGAAGAACCAGACGAGCCAUUUGAGUUCAUUAUCGUGUCACUGACGGGCCAGACAUGGCUCUUUGAAGCCUCAACAUCAGAGGAGCGGGAGCUCUGGGUGCAGGCCAUUGAGAGCCAGAUCCUGGCCAGCCUGCAGGGAUGUGAGAGCAGCAAAAACAAGGCUCGGCUGGGCAGCCAGGGCGACGCACAGGCCAUGCAGGCCGUCCGUACCGCACGUGGGAACAGCUUCUGCGUGGACUGCGAUGCACCGAAUCCGGACUGGGCCAGUCUGAACCUGGGUGCUCUCAUGUGCAUCGAGUGCUCUGGGAUCCAUCGCAACCUGGGCACCCACCUGUCCCGUGUGCGCUCCCUGGACCUGGAUGACUGGCCUAGCGAGCUUCUUAUGGUCAUGACUGCCAUCGGCAACGCACUUGCAAACGCUGUCUGGGAGGGAAUGGUGGAGGGGUACCCCAAGCCCACGCCUGAGAGCAGUCGGGAGGAGAAGGAGCACUGGAUCCGGGCUAAGUACGAGCAGAAGCUCUUUCUGGCCCCACUGCCCCAGUCUGACAUCCCCCUGGGGCAGCAGCUGCUGCGGGCCGUGGUGGAGGAUGACCUGCGCCUUGUGGUGACGCUCCUGGCCCAUGGCACCAAGGAGGAAGUGAACGAGACCUACGGAGAUGGAGACGGGCGCACAGCGCUGCAUCUCUCUUGCGCAAUGGCCAACGUGGUCUUCACACUGCUGCUCAUCUGGUACGGAGUGGAUGUGAAGAGCCGGGAUGCUCGGGGCCUGACCCCACUGGCCUAUGCCCGGCGAGCCGGCAGCCAGGAGUGCAUCGACAUCUUGCUGCAGCACGGCUGCCCCAGCGACAGCAGCGCCACGCUGACCCCCAGCCUGCCCCGCCGCAACGCCAAUGCCAACAACAACGCCUGCACCGCGGCGCCUCUUGAGUUCAGCACCAGCCCCAGCACAGUCUAGCCCUGCACGGGCCCUCUGGUCGCCACAGCUGCCCUCUAGCCCUGCCGGGGAGCAGGGCCGCAGGAGUGGCUCUGAGAGCAGCACAGAUGGGCCCCCGUGGUGUUUGCCUGCACCAGAACCCCCGUUCCAUCCAGGAGGAGGCUGGGAGCAGCAUCCUGCUCCUCUGCGCUGGUUCCAGCCACCUCUCGCAGACCCAAUGCUGGCAGCCUGUGGAGGAGCUCCUGCAUAAUCACUGGGGUGGCUCCAGUGCACCCCAUUCUCGUGACCGGUACAUGGAUGGGGAGGCAGUUUCUCCUGCCACCCCCAUCUGCAGAUAAAGCAGGGGCUGGGGGCAGUACAGGUGUGUAGCCCUCCCCUGUGCAGCAGUACCAAGGAGGCUGACGGCCACACCUGCGCCCUCAGACAGGUCUGUUUGGGCACUUUCCUCCUGCUCUCCCUCCAUGCUGGCCUCUCCACACUCCCCAUUGCAGUGAUGAGGUGGGGGGCAGCAGGAGCUGUGUGUUUCUCCAUUGCACCCCCAUGCUCCUGUGCUUGGGGCCGGUGCAGGAGGAAUGCACCUGCCGAUAUUGCUCCCCAUGUGCUGAUGCAAGGAUGGCAUCUCCCCAGCGCAGCCCCUGGACAAAGGCCUCCCCAGCCUCCCUGGUGACCUGGAGGGGGAGGAGGAUGGUCACCCCGGGAUCCCCAGCUCUGUCUGUCUGUCUGUCUGUAGAGUCACUGUCCUUCCAGGUUAAAGCUCCAAGCCAUACACAGUGUCUCCAUCAGAGCCUCCCGCUGGCUCCCGCUGCUGCCCAGGUGGGGCUGGUCUCCAGCUGAGCAAGAGGAGGAGAGGAGCAUCUCCCUUUGCAUUAGGGUCAAGCCUCUAGCUGAAUGCUGGAACCUCAAGGCUUUGGACACUGCUAUGGAAUGUCUCUGUCACUUGUGUAUAAAAUGUACAUUGGAAAUAUUUAUAUGGACACUCUGUAUAUAUGGUUUCUUUUCCAUGAGUUGCCCUGUGUGUGUUAUCUGCAGCCAAGGAGAUAAAGGCCAAUAAAGCAACCCACCUCCUGCCA